This is a messenger RNA of Rotaria sordida, 2544 nucleotides long. NCBI's taxonomy places the organism in Eukaryota, Metazoa, Rotifera, Eurotatoria, Philodinida, Philodinidae. The record is from the annotation of a GenBank genome assembly.
AUGCUUCAAAAUAAACGUAGCAUCAUUUUUAUUCUAAUAUUGGGUAUACUUAUACGUAAAUAUUAUUGUAAAGAACAAACAUACACACAUAAAGAAGCUAAACCAUUACGUUUUCACGUUGCUUAUUUUAAUUUUGAACAUGUAUCAGAUGUUUAUGCUAUUACAUUAUGGAUUUUACUUGGUUCACUUGCUAAAGUUGGUUUUCAUUUAUCACAUCGUUUAACAGAAAAAUUUCCUGAAAGUUGUCUUUUAAUUAUUCUUGGUCUUAUUGUUGGUGCUCUACUAUAUGUUACACAUUUAGCAGAACAAAAAGCUUAUGUACUCAAUAGUGAUACAUUCUUUUUGUUUCUUUUACCACCUAUUAUUCUUGAAGCUGGUUAUUUUAUGCCAAAUCGUCCAUUUUUUGAUAAUCUUGGUACAAUAUUAUUAUUAGCUAUAGUUAAUACAUUAUUCAAUACAAUAUGUAUUGGCCUCACAUUAUGGGGUUUUCAAUUUACACCAAUAUAUGGUGGUACUACAUUUGGAAUGUUACCUUGUCUUGUUUUUGCUGCACUUAUAUCAGCUGUUGAUCCUGUUGCUGUUUUAGCUACAUUUAGUGAAAUACAUGUUAAUGAUAUGUUAUAUAUUGUUGUAUUUGGUGAAUCUUUACUUAAUGAUGCUGUAUCAGUUGUUUUAUAUCGUAUGUUUGAUUCAUUUGCUAAAAUUGGUCAAGAAAAUAUCAUUCCAGUGGAUAUUGUAUUGGGUGUUUUAUCAUUUUUUGUUGUUGCACUUGGUGGUGUUUUAAUUGGUAUCAUAUUUGGAGUUAUUGCAUGUUUUACAACGAAAUUUACUGAACAUACACCUGUUCUUGAACCACUUAUUAUUCUUGUUUAUGCUUAUUUAGCUUAUCUUACAUCCGAAAUGGUUUCAGUAUCUGGUAUCUUAGCUCUAACAUUUUGUGGUAUGGUAAUGAAACAAUAUGUAUCAUUUAAUAUUUCAAAAAAAUCUGAUGCAACAACAGAAUAUGUACUUAAAAUGUUAUCAUCUAUAAUGGAAACAAUUAUAUUUAUGUUUAUGGGUUUAUCAACAGUUAGUGAUAAUCAUUCAUGGAAUACAGGUUUUGUUCUUAUGACACUAUUUGUUUGCCUUCUUUAUCGAGUUAUUGGAAUUGCAAUUUUUGCUAAUUUAGCCAAUUGUUGGCGUUUACUUGAAUUAACACGUAUUGAUAUGUUAAUUAUGUCAUAUGGUGGUUUACGUGGUGCUAUUGCAUUUGCACUUGCACUUAUUCUUGAUGAAACAAAAAUUGAACGAAAAAAAGAAUUUGUUACAGCAACAAUUGCUGUUGUCUUUUUUACUGUUUUUCUACAAGGUAUUACAAUUGGUCCACUUGUUAAAUUACUUAAUGUAAGACGAAAGCAAGUCGAAGAACCAACUAUGUCAGCUAAAUUAACAAAUCGUAUGAUAGAUCAUGUAAUGACUUGUUUAGAAGAAAUUUCUGGUAGUGGUGGAAGUAAUUCAUUACGUGAUAAAUGUCGAAAUCUUGAUCGAAAUUAUUUUAAACGUUGGUUAUUACGUGAAACACCACAAGAAAAAAUGGAUAUUAAAUUAUUACAAACUUUUAAAAAUAUUAAUACACGAACAGCUAUGAGAGUUCAUGAUACAUCUAAAGGACUUGUACCAGCUUCAUCUACAUCAGCUAUGCAAAAAUCAUCAUCAGAAAAUAAUGUUAGAUCUCAACAAAGAAUUGGAAGUAUUUCAGAACUUGUUGCUGCCAAUUUACCAGAACAAACUAUACCAGAUUUAAUGUUUUUUGAAAAUAAUCGAGGUGAACAUCAAGGUGAUGAUGCACAAAUGCAUCAUUUUCUUGAUUCAAAUCUUCCUCAUGCAAGACGAAGAGCAACUAUUCAUCUUCGAAAUCAAGAUGAAAUUAUUGAUCCAAAUGGUGGAAUAAAUAAUCGUUUUGACAAAUUAUUUCAUCAUCGUGAUCAUAGAUAUUUACGACCAGGACUUAAUAAAGCACAAUUACAUGCACUUAAAACUAUGCAUACUACUGGUGUCAAUGCUAAUCGAUCAUCAAAUUUAAAAAAUACACCAUCAACUCAUGAUCAUUCAGAAACAUUAACAUCAAAACAACGAAAUUCUCGAAGAGAAUCAAAAUUAGACGAUCAACAAUUAUCUAUUAUCUCUAAUCAAGAAACAAAAUCUCCAUCUAUUCGUAGUGCUUUUCGUGAUUCUGGAUCAACAGCAGCUGAACGUAUUCGUCCAUGGAUUCAUUCACCAUCUAUGGAUGAAACAGAAACAACAUCUCAAACAAAUGCUAAACCAACAUCAACAAAGCAAAAUGAUCCUAAUCUUUAUCAAAUACGUCUAAAUGCAAGAGAUGUUAGUAGUACAUAUCAAAAAUCACCUGAAUAUAUGGGUGAAUAUGCAACAAUAACAAAAUCUGAAGAACAAUCAUCACGAUCAAAUGCUUCUGAUUUGUUUAAUAAAGAAUCAACAAAUACAUCUGAACAACAAAAGAAUAAUACUAAUGCUGCUUCUGAUCAAAAUAUUACUCGCUUGUGA